Cavia porcellus (domestic guinea pig) is the source of this 9111-nucleotide messenger RNA. RefSeq names its product Scm like with four mbt domains 1 (gene Sfmbt1). Gene Ontology annotation, biological process: negative regulation of DNA-templated transcription. The coding region runs from base 730 to 3330 and encodes 866 amino acids. NCBI's taxonomy places the organism in Eukaryota, Metazoa, Chordata, Mammalia, Rodentia, Caviidae. Gene Ontology annotation, cellular component: nucleus. The record is from RefSeq and is a predicted model, not a curated record. The transcript is spliced from 22 exons. Gene Ontology annotation, molecular function: chromatin binding; transcription corepressor activity; histone binding.
CGUCAGCCCGCCGGGGGCGUGAAAGGAAAGUGGCCGGGCGGCGGCGGCGACGGCCCUCAAGUUCCCGGGCUCGUCGGGCCCGCCGCGCGCCCCUCCCCGCGCGCGCCCCGCGCUCUUGCUCGGCCGCCCGCCCGCCGAGCCCCCGCGGACCCGCCCCCCGGGCUCGCUCCGGGCGGGGCGCGAACCCGCAGCUGGGGCUGGGCGCGCCGCCCGCGCGACCGGUCGCAACUUCGGCGGGCCCGGGCGCCUGCUGCGCGGCGGCGGAGCGUGGAGCGACCGUCGCAACCGGUGGCUUCAGCCGCCGUGAAGAAGUGAGCGGGCCUCCACGUCGUUGGGCUCGCCGGGCACUGUCAGGCGACCCCGGAGCUGCUCAGGGGCCCGAACCACUCGGCAGGUCCGCGGCCUUUCCCAAUUGUGUUGGUGAAGUCCGGAGGUUUUGGAUGCUGCCUGGGAGGCUCCGGAGGGGCGAACAGAGUGUCCUGGGAGCAAGGCCUGCUCGGUGCGGAUCCGAAACGCCUGGGUCUCGCUAUGUGGCCUAGGAUGGCCUUGAACUCACAGUGAUCCUCCUGCCUCAGCCUCUGGAAUGCUGGGAUUACAGCACUUUCAUUUGGACCUUUGGAUGCCCAUUGGACCGACACUUGAAAUCUGCAAGUCAUCUUGUAGCAGAUUGUAGCAGGACCAUCAGGCCUUUCCUUUGUAUGGGGAGGAGGUAGCCCAUGUGCUGUGGAGAUGAACGGAGAACAGCAGCCUGAUGCAGAUGCUGGAUCUGGUAUGGAAGAAGUGGAAUUAAGCUGGGAAGAUUAUCUAGAAGAGACAGGGUCCACAGCAGUUCCCUAUGGGUCAUUUAAACAUGUGGACAUUCGUUUACAGAAUGGAUUUGCUCCUGGGAUGAAGUUGGAGGUGGCUGUGAGAACAAACCCUGAAACCUAUUGGGUUGCCACCAUCAUUACCACCUGUGAGCAGUUGCUUCUCCUCCGCUACGAGGGCUACGGGGAGGAUCGGAGGGCAGACUUCUGGUAUGACAUUAGGAAAGCCAAUCUCUACCCCAUUGGGUGGUGUGAGCAGAAUAAGAAGACCCUGGAAGCCCCAGAAGGCAUCAGAGAUAAAGUCUCUGAUUGGGAUGCGUUUCUGCGGCAGGCCCUGAUGGGAGCGUGUAGUCCUCCUGUUCCACUGCUAGAGGGCCUCCGCCACGGAAGGAACCCUUUAGAUCUCGUUGCCCCAGGAUCCAGGCUAGAGUGCCAGGCUUUUCGGGACUCUCUCAGUACUUGGAUUGUUACUGUGGUAGAGAAUAUUGGGGGCCGGCUGAAGCUGCAUUACGAAGGACUGGAGAGUCCUGACAGUUUUGAACACUGGUUGUAUUACUUGGAUCCGUUUCUUCAUCAUGUUGGUUGGGCUGCUCAACAAGGAUACGAACUUCGGCCCCCACUAGCCAUCAGACAUUUGAAAAAUGAAGCUGAGUGGCAGGAGAUUUUGGCCAAAGUCAAAGAGGAAGAAGAAGAACCAUUGCCAUCUUACUUAUUUAAGGACAAACAGAUUAUUGGCGUUCAUGCGUUCUCUGUAAAUAUGAAAUUGGAAGCUGUAGACCCAUGGUCACCUUUUGAGAUCUCUCCUGCUACAAUUGUUAAGGUGUUUGAUGAGAAGUACUUUCUGGUGGAGAUGGAUGACUUGCGAGCAGAGGGCCAUGCACGGCGAUCCUUUGUGUGCCAUGUUAACAGCCCUGGUAUUUUCCCUGUGCAGUGGAGCCUAAAAAAUGGUGUACAUAUCAGUCCACCUCCAGGGUACCCGAGCCAGGACUUCGACUGGGCCGACUACCUCAAACAGUGCGGCGCUGAAGCUGCUCCCCAGCGGUGCUUCCCUCUGUCAGUUUCUGAACAUGAUUUUAAGGAGAACAUGAAGCUGGAGGCAGUGAACCCCCUUCUCCCUGAAGAAGUGUGCAUUGCCACCAUUACUGCAGUCAGAGGCUCCUACCUGUGGCUCCAGCUGGAAGGAUCUAAGAAGCCUGUACCCGAAUGUAUAGUGAGCGUAGAAUCCAUGGAUAUAUUUCCUUUGGGCUGGUGUGAGACCAAUGGCCAUCCCCUCAGCACUCCUCGCCGGGCACGAGUACAUAAACAGAGGAAGAUUGCAGUGGUUCAACCAGAAAAACAAAUACCAUCCUCGAGGACUGUCCAUCAGGGCUUAAAGAGUCAAGAGCUGAACUCUACAGACUCAGUUACAAUUAAUGGAAAGUAUUGUUGUCCAAAGAUAUAUUUCAACCACCGCUGCUUCUCAGGGCCAUAUCUUAACAAAGGAAGAAUUGCUGAGCUCCCUCAAUGUGUAGGACCUGGGAACUGUGUUCUUGUCCUCAGAGAGGUCCUCACUUUACUCAUCAAUGCGGCUUAUAAGCCCAGUCGUGUUCUUCGGGAGCUCCAGCUGGACAAAGACUCUGUGUGGCACAGUUGUGGGGAAGUACUAAAAGCCAAAUAUAAAGGAAAGAGUUAUCGGGCUACUGUGGAAAUAGUGAAGACAGCAGAUCGGGUGACUGAAUUCUGCCGGCAAACUUGUAUCAAACUGGAAUGCUGUCCUAACCUUUUUGGUCCACGGAUGGUUCUGGAUACAUGUUCUGAGAACUGCUCUGUACUUACAAAGACCAAAUACACCCACUACUAUGGAAAGAAGAAAAACAAAAGAAUUGGGAGGCCACCUGGUGGGCAUAGUAACUUAGCUUGUGCGCUGAAAAAAGCCAAUAAGAGAAGAAAGAGGCGGAAAAAUGUGUUUGUUCAUAAGAAGAAACGCUCCUCUACAUCCGUUGACAAUACUCCAGUGGGUUCCCCUCAGGGAAGUGGGGUUGAAGACGAAGAUGAUGUAGAUGAAGGGGACGAUGAUUCUCUGAGUGAGGGCAGUACGUCCGAGCAGCAGGAUGAGUUACAGGAAGAGUCAGAAAUGUCAGAGAAAAAGUCAUGUUCCUCCUCUCCUACCCAAAGUGAGAUGUCUUCCUCACAGCUCCCAGACAGAGAAAGGAGGAAAAGGGAGCUUCACACUUUGUCAUUUUCUGAUGACGAAAAUAAACCUCCUUCACCAAAGGAAAUAAGGAUUGAAGUUGCUGAAAGACUUCAUCUGGACAGUAACCCUCUGAAAUGGAGUGUGGCAGAUGUGGUGCGGUUCAUCAGAACCACUGACUGCGCUCCGCUGGCAAGAAUAUUCCUAGACCAGGAAAUUGAUGGUCAGGCCCUGUUGCUCCUUACCCUUCCUACCGUUCAAGAGUGCAUGGACUUAAAAUUAGGCCCUGCCAUCAAGCUUUGCCAUCACAUAGAAAGGAUCAAGUUUGCUUUUUAUGAGCAGUUUGCCAACUGAGAAGGACAACCAAAGUGAGCUGGACCUUUGAAGCACAAAUGCAGCCAAUCUCUUACCCUGUUCUCUAAGUGGAGCUGAGUAAUCCUGGGGCUCUGGACCCUGCAGGUGUCGGCUUGCUCUCUUUGCACUUUCAGGGAAGGAGGACCCACACCGAGGAAGCAAAAAACGGCACAAAAGUGGCUCUCCUGCCAGUGGAAAUGUGGACAUCUCAUAUUGCAGUUUUUAAAAAAUAAAGGCUGUGAAGAAAAAGAAGAAGAGUAAGCAUUUCCAGUGGUGUGGACUGAAAACAAAGAAUAAUCUAGGUGACUGGAUAGCACCUUUUUAGUUUCCUUUUCAUCCUGUUUCUUCCCACUGUAGACUGAACUUUGUUCUCUGCUUUCUUUUCUUUUCUUUUUUUUGAAAGAGAAGACAUAGCUUUAAUUCAGCACUGAUUUGUAACUGUGCCUAAGGCACAUCAGUGCUUCACUGUCAUUGUGUUUUUAAGCAUUUUAAAAUUAAAAGAGUUCAUUUUGGGGAUAAUUAUGUGGCUCCAAGGUUUUGAAUGUAUAGUCAUACUUUGAUCCAUUUUAGAAUCUAUUCUAAAAGUUCCUUUGUUUACUACCUCUGUUGAUAAUUGAGCUUAUGGCUGUGAAUGAGGUUUUUGUAUGAUGCCAUUUUUAAGCUAGUGAACACUAAAACUAUGACAGAAGUUGAAGGGCAGAAAAACACUAUUUGCCCUCUUAAGAACACUAUGUUGGCAUUUAAACCAGUUCCUCAACAGGCCUGAUCUAAGAACCCUACUGUCGUGGUUCUCCAUUGACCCAGCUCCAGCUACCUGUGUCAAGUAGCCUCAUGAAGAUUGUUAGUAUUUUAGUUUGAUUACUCUGGCCUUUUUAGUCUCAGAGGACUUAAGUAGCUUUUAUUUUGUGUUUACUUUCUCUAGAGUUGUUUGUCUACCUCUGUUUCAUUUUUGCAGUCCUUACUUCUUGUGAAAAUAGUAGGUAUCCCUUUGGAUCCAGUGUAAAGAAAGGUCAUUUCUCUGUUAUCAUAGUACUCAGGAGGCUGAGGCAGGAAGAUUGCCAUGAGUUCAGGGCCAUCUAGACCCCAUCUUGAAAAAAAGAAAAGAGCCAGCUACCCUAUUGCUUCUGCUUUUUAGAUGAGCAGCAGAGAGUAUAGAGUUUGGUGGUAAAACAGCGUGUAGUUUCUGCAGCACUUUCCUCAGUAGCAGAGUAAAAUUGGGAAUGGCUAAGGAGUCGGGAAACCCCUUUGCCCAGCCUCAUUUAUGCUUUUCUUCAAUUACCUUUAAAUUGAAUGUGAUCUGUAGAUUGAAGUCCCACUUGAUAACUCAGUGUCCUUUUUGGUGUUUAAUUCACCUUAAAUUAACAUGAAACUUCAGGCAAAUUUUCACUUUUAUGAUUUUGUUGCCAACUAUUAGAAAAUAAUAGCACUUAUUACUGUUCUGGGCAGGAAUGAGAAAAGACCUACACAGAUUGCCUCCUUCACCUGGUUUACUUAUUUAUUUACUUUUGCAUUAUUUUAGUCACUUGCAAAUUUAUAACCUAAUCUUUUCCAGAACUGAAACUGUUUUAAAACUGCAAACUGGGUAAAUUCCAAACAACUAUACAAAUAUAAGGUAAUACUACUACAAAUUUAAACUGAUUGUGUUUCCAUUUCUCUCCUCAAACUCCACUUGUUUUUAUGAACACUGGCAAGUAAUCUAUAGUGUGGAUGCUUUCUUUAUUAGAUAAACCACUUUGACUCAAGCCUUCCAACCAAAUCAUAAAGCAUUAAUUCUGCUUGGGUUAAUGCCGGCUGUCUUUGAAAAUAGGCUUCAUUUGAGUAAAAGCAUAUUUGAACAUACUGAAAGAUCCAGUUUUUAAAAUUUGGUUAAUUUUUUUAUCUGCGGAAGAAACAUAUAGGAUGCUGGAGAACAGUCAGCAUCAAGCAGGUGGACUUGGGAUGGUGACAUCGUGUUUAGGAAGUUUCCCAACAGCUUAGCAGUCAAGGCAUUAAAGCAAAAGAGGGUCCCUUGAGGAAGAGCAAUGGAACACAAAAGUUCCAGAAUUAAUGUUUAGAGUCCCAUAUUGCAUUCUUGUUUAGGAAAGUGAAAUUUACAAAAUGUAAUAAUAGUAUUGAAUGUUAUUUUGUCUCUCUUCUUGACUUCUUCAGACACCAGCAUUUAGAACCACCUCCCUUGACAGAUGAGGGGCUGGAGCCCCUGAUAGUUGAAGUACAUGGUCUCUAACCUGUGUGGGGUCGGAGCAUAACAGGUUGGUUUAUCUCUACCAUGAUUAGUUAAGCCGUUUCCUUCUAGAGAAAAACUGGCUUUAAACUGCACAUGUGAGUGGGGUUUCCCUUAAUAUUUGCUGUAUUCAUCUGCUAGGAUACAUUUUUUUGGACAGUUGUAUUAAAGAAAAACUAUAUUCUCCCUUCCCCUUCUUCCAGAUAUUAUAUAUUAAAGGAUAAUUGUUUGGAAAUGUGGCACAGGGCAUUUUUUUUAAAGCACAAAUUUUCAAUGCUGUUUACCUCAUAGAGCCACUGGGAGUAGGAACAGUGAUAGCCCAUUUAUUGUGAUGCAAAACAGAUGUUAAACCUGAUAAUAGUUUACUGUGUUGGAGUAAAUGCUUAUGUAUUACACACACACACACACACACACACACACACACACACACACACGGAUGAACUUUGUGUUUUAGAGACAUACUCUUAAAUUUAUGAGAGGUACAUUAGUAAGGAGCUACAUUUAUCUGGAUUUUACCUUUAAUUGGUCUCAUAGCUGUCUGAGAUCAGGAUUUUCAUGAUCCAUUUUUACCUUGGAUUAACAGGCUUAAAAACAGGUUAAUGGACUGGAUCAUCCUCCUGGACUUGAGAAGUUAGACAGCCAAUAGACUUUUACCACUAGGUUAGCGUAUAAGGGAGACCUUUUAUUGCACAUGCAGAUUUGCUCUGGGCUUUUUCCUAUAGUUUGUGGGCUUUUGAGGACCAUGCUGUUUUCCUUUGUGAACAUCUUCCUUCUUAUUUGAGCAGAAUUUGAAAUGACUAAUGCAAGAAAUGCAUUAGUAGGGAUUUCUAAUCCCAUCUUUAGUUUUCCUUUAGGAAUAUUGGUAGCUAUUAGGAUCUACAAAAUAGAACCUUAGGUCAAGGAAAGAUAAUCACAAAACACUGGAAAUGAUAUUGGUAAAUAUGUAUUGAAUUACAAUAGAGGAACACAUAGAAAACAGUCAGAAUUUGGCCUUCAUAUGUCUUCUCUCCUGUAAGUAAAAUUAUUGUCACUGUGAGAGAAAGGGCAUUAGACCAAAGUUUUCUGAGGAUUUGAAUACAUUUUAUUUGCUCUCUAGUAUGAAUUCAGUAACUAAUGUAGUACCUGAAUACAAUUUAAAAGUUCUAGGAGGCCUUAGGUAGAAUAGGGUUCAGAACUAUUUCUCCUUUUCAAAUCAACAACUCUUCAGGGGACACACAGAAAAUAGGUAAUCUAGAUGAGGACUUGUGAAAAGUGUCACUGGCAUUUAUGUUUACUUACCUGUCACCAAGGUCUUAUUUGCUGGUUUGAUUUAUUCCCAUGGAAGUUCUAAAAGAGUUGUUAGCCUCAAGCCUUCAAUUUGAACUCUGGUUCCUGCACUGGAGAUGUUCUCUGUGUGGGCAUAUGCAUGCACACAAUUUCAAGUGUUCUGUGUUAGCAGUAGGAUGUAAAGGCCUUAUCAUGAAGGAGGCAUCACCAACAGAUAUGAAAUGUAAAUCUUAGUGCAGACCAAUUGUUCCCUUUUUAAAUUUGAAUGUCUUUAGUCCUGCGUCUACUAUAAGUAACCAUGUAUCACAGGUAUGCUGCUGGCUCAGAAACUAUUUGACAGCCUCCUACAAAAUCAAAAAGAAACAUCAGUUUCCUGUCAUUAUAAUUCUUUCUUGACUUUAUUACUGUAAAUGUUUAACUAGUGAAUUCUGAUGAUUCCCUUGUAUGAGAAUGUGUAUGCUUUGGAAAUCUGAAUUUAUCUAAAUCAGCUACCUGUUAGAAUUGGAGUUUUGGUGUAAGAGUUUUAAAUUUGAAGGCCAGUCCAAAUUGGUCUGGUUUCAAGCCCUCUUACUUAAGAUGUUUCAUUAGUGCUUGUUUCAGACCAUACUGGUGGCCUUGUUUCUAGGGGAGUCUUUCAGAGGUAUAGGAGGUAGUGUGCAUUACAGUGCAGUGCAGAUUUGUUUUCUUGGAUAUGGAGUUUAAGAAGCAGAUGUUCACAGGAUCCAGAAAAACUAGGAGUGAAGAGUUGAGGAUAGAGAGAAGUAGACCUAAAACUUGCCCCUUAUGCUGACCGGUCUGUCCUGGUACUGUGGCCUAUCACAAAGGACUGUGAGGAAAGGGAACCAUACAAGGCAGAACGUGCUAAGCAUGUCCCUACACCAGCAGUAAAGUGUAGACCUGUGCCCUAGGGGGCAAAGGAUGAUGACUAGUGAAAUGGUGCCACCAUGGCUGAUGGGGAUUGGCAUGCUUGUUCACGGGAUGUGUGGAAAUUCAAGUCUUAAGGGUUUCUUUACAUGGUUCAUUCAGUCAGACCCCAAGCCUAGCUUGGCAGAAGGGCGGUAGUCAGAUUAUGUUAAGUGGAUAGGCUUGUGGUGAAAAUCAAGUCACAAAGCAGAAGACUUAGGGAGAUUAUAAAACUUGGUAAAGUUAAUGCUGGACAGGUCUUAGCUCGUUUUGCACAGAUCUCUGAGAAACAUACUUUGAACAUUUCUUUUGAGAUUUUAAGUGCUUAUUUCUUUUCCCUUCCCUUCCUGUUUUGGUUGAAUAUUCUCUAACGACAAUCAGAGGCCUGCCAGGGAAGGACUCCUGGCUGGUUCCAGCACUGUCCUUAGGCCUCUUUCUAGUAGUAACUUGUUGGAACUGAUGCACUUUGUUUAAUGUAUUUUGCCUUUUUUUUAAAGUUGCUUGUUUGGAGUGAAAUGAAAUGAAAUGCUUAUUACGUUGUAUCUUUCCUGCUUGUUCUUCUUUUCUCUUAAUUUCAAAGUUACCCAUUGAAGAUAAAAUACUCUUAAGCAGAAAUAUAUACAUGAAUACCUAUAAAAUAACUCCCAUCAUUUGAUGGCAUAACAUCAAAGGAUUAAAAACAGAACACUAUUUUGGACAGAUCUGCGUGUUUUCUUUACUUUUCAUAAAUAACUUUUAUAAACUUGAAGAGAAACUUUAACGUCAUUUUGCAGAUUUGACAGGAGGGCAUUUUGCCAGACUAUACUCUUCAAAACUCCAGGCCAGGGGGUGGGGGCAGGCCUGGGGGAAUUAUUUCUAAAUACAGGAGAAUAUUCCUUUCUACUUUAAUAAAAUUACAUAAUUCUCUGCCCCUCUCAUCCUUUCUCUCUCUGGAUUUAGAUACUUUUUCAUUUCAGCUCAGGAAAGGUAGGAACAGCAGAAUCCUCCACAGUGACCUUGCUCCUGCCACUGAGGAUUCUGCCCUUUAACUCUAAAGGUGAUUCUUGUUCUCUGUGGGCCUUAAGGAUGCUUCUACAUCUGGAUGUGCAAACUUGGCCUUGUCUGGAACUUCAUUUUUCAGCCCACUGUGCAGUUUUCCUUGAGCUAUCUGUGUCUUCAAGCAACUCAGAGUCUUCUUAUUCCCAGUCACAAUCUCCUUCUGCUUUAAGACAUGUCCUCUGGUUUGGUUCUCUCUGAGAACCACAUAAGAUCUCUCUUGGUCUUGAAAACAGUAGUCUAAUCUUCUUUUAUCCAUUUAUUUUCUUAAACUGAUUUUCUGUAUUUGCCAAUGAUCAAUAUUUGUGUAGAGUUUUAAAAUUUAUAAAUUAAACUUCAACUUAAUUUAAAAAGUA